This is a messenger RNA of Rangifer tarandus platyrhynchus (Svalbard reindeer), 1401 nucleotides long. NCBI's taxonomy places the organism in Eukaryota, Metazoa, Chordata, Mammalia, Artiodactyla, Cervidae. The record is from the annotation of a GenBank genome assembly.
AUGAGCAACCUGGAGCCACCCACCAAGAUGCCUGGGGCCCACACCCCCGCCUGUUCAGCACAGCACACGUACAGCAACCUUGGUGAGGUCCGCACCCACCUGCUGCCCUCCAAGGCCUGCCGCCCACGGACAUCUGAGCCCCCCGUGACUGACCCGCAGCCCCUGCCCCCACCCCUGCCCAAGAAGACCCUCACCAGGACCCAGUCGCUGCCUACCCACAAAGCCUCCAGCCCCAGCCUCACUCGAGCAGGGCCGCCUCGGAAGCCCCUUGUGGGGUCCCGCAGUGUGGAUGAGAGCCAGGCAGACGACGACAGGACGGGGCCAGCCCAGCCGCCUGCAGAGCCGCCCUUCAGCUGGCUGGACGCCGAACUGGGCCUCUCCCUCCACGACCUGAACCACCCGGAGGCCGUGCACGCCGCGCUGGAGGCCCGGCAGCUGGAGGGUCUCCGCGUCGUGCACGCCCGGCUGCACACCCGCCUCCUGGGGGGGCGCCCAGGCCCCUGCCGGCCAGAGCACGGCUUCCGACUCCUGGACAGCUCGCCCUGUGUAGAGAGCGGGGACGCGCUCUACUACCGCUUGGUACGCGUGCAUGAGGAGGCGUGGCAUCUCCUGGCUGCCAAGGUGCCCAAGCCAGGAGCUGAGGAGCCCCACCCCUGGGGCCUGGAGCUACAGGUCUCUCUGCGCCCGCAUUUCAACCUCCAGGGGCUGUGUGGCCUGUUGCCCGAGGGUGCACUGCCUGAGGCACCCUGGAGCGGCAGUGUGGCCCUGGUGGCCGAGGUGCCAGAGCUCACUGUGGCCCAGUGGCUUGUGGAGGCAGGCACUCGGCCGCCCGAGGAGUUCACGAAGACCGUGGCCCUGCUGCUGCUGCAGCUGAGCGCCGCCCUGGAGCGCCUGGAAGCACUGGGUGUGGCCCUGGCCGAGCUGCGGCUGGAGAACCUCCUGCUGGUGGCGCCUCGGGGCUGCACGGCCACCGGGCCCCCGCGCCUGCUUCUUGCGGACUUCAGACGCAUUCACCCGCGGCCUCCCGGCACCCCUGGCAUCCACGCACGGCAGCUGGGCCGCCUGCUCCGAGAGCUGCUUGCCCCGGGAGUGCCCUUGGCCACACCCGUGGCCACAGGCCUGGAGCGUCUGGCGGCCCAGCUGACCCGCGUGCGGCCCUCAGCGGCCCGGACACGUGGUGCACUGCAGGCACUGCUCUGGGGGCCUGGACCCGAGCUGCGCAGCCACGGAGCCCCUCUGGGGUCCUGGCUGCGGGUGCGCCGAACCAUGCUGGUCCUGCACCUGGCCGAGCGGGCCGUGGGUGGGGAGGUGCCUGGUCUGGAGGACUGGCUCUGCUGUGAAUACCUGACGGAGGCCACAGCGGCCUCAGUGGACCUCGCCCUCAGUCUGCUGUGGGACUGA